Molecule: messenger RNA, 2289 nt
Organism: Eutrema salsugineum
Lineage: Eukaryota; Viridiplantae; Streptophyta; Magnoliopsida; Brassicales; Brassicaceae
Product: calcium-dependent protein kinase 15
Exons: 9
Biological process (GO): intracellular signal transduction; protein autophosphorylation; peptidyl-serine phosphorylation
Cellular component (GO): cytoplasm; nucleus
Molecular function (GO): calmodulin binding; calcium ion binding; calcium-dependent protein serine/threonine kinase activity
Source: RefSeq, a predicted model, not a curated record
AUGGCAGAGCGUUUUGAGAUGAGUGAUUUGGGAAGACUGACAUAUUACCUUGGGAUAGAAGUGUUACAACAAGGAGAUAGUAUCACACUAAACCAAGAAAGAUAUGCAAAGAGAAUACUUGAAGAAAAUGGAUUAAGCGAUUGCAAUGCUGUGCAUAUACCAAUGGAUGCGGGUUUAAAUCUGAGUAAGGCACCUGAAGAAAGAAGCAUCGAUGAAAAGAAAUACAGGAGGAACAUAGGAUGUCUUCGAUAUCUACUUCAUACAAGACCUGAUCUUUCGUAUUGUGUUGGAGUGCUAAGCAGGUAUAUGCAUGAUCCAAAAGAAUCCCAUGGAAUAGCCUUGAAACAAAUCCUAAGGUAUCUUCGAGGAACCUUAAAAUACGGUUUGAAGUUUGAAGAAGCGAAUACAUCUGGUCUGGUUGGAUAUAGUGACAGUAGUCACAAUGUUGACUUAGACGAUGGGAAAAGCACUUCGGGACAUGUUUUCUACAUCAAUAACUGUCCUAUAACAUGGUGCUCACAGAAGCAAGAAACUGUUGCACUAUCUUCAUGCGAAGCAGAGUUUAUGGCUGCAACAGAGGCAGCUAAGCAAGCGAUUUGGUUGCAGGAAUUACUCGAGGAAGUCAUUGGAUCAGGAUGUGAAAAAGCUGUGGUUCAGAUUGAUAAUAAAUCAGCCAUAGCCUUGACUAAAAAUCCAGUGUUUCACGGAAGGAGUAAGCACAUACACCGAAGGUAUCACUUCAUUAGAGAGUGUGUUGAGAAUGAGCAGAUUCUGGUUGAACAUGUUCCGGGAACAGAACAGAAAGCUGACAUUCUGACUAAAGCACUCGGCAGAACCAAGUUUAAAGAGAUGAGAGAUCUCAUUGGAGUCAAGGAGGUGACUAAAGAAGAUUUCAAGCUUAAGGGGGAGAUUGUUGGAGUAAGCUUGAAAGAAGCUUCUAUUUCGAUAAUAGAGAACACAUACGCCUGCAAAUCAAUACUCAAGAGGAAGCUAGCGAGGAAGCAAGACAGGGACGAUGUGAAGAGAGAGAUUCAGAUAAUGCAGCAUUUGUCAGGACAGCAAAACAUCGUCGAGAUCAGAGGCGCGUACGAAGAUAGACAGUCGAUACAUCUUGUGAUGGAACUGUGUGGUGGUAGUGAGUUGUUCGAUAGGAUUAUAGCUCAGGGGCAUUACUCGGAGAGAGCAGCUGCUGGUGUCAUUAGAUCGAUUCUGAAUGUUGUGCAGAUUUGCCAUUUCAUGGGUGUGAUGCAUCGUGAUCUCAAGCCUGAGAACUUCUUGCUCGCUAGUAAAGAUGAGAAUGCUAUGCUCAAAGCUACUGAUUUUGGAUUGUCUGUGUUCAUCGAAGAAGGGAAAAUUUAUAGGGAUAUAGUUGGAAGUGCUUAGUAUGUUGCUCCUGAAGUAUUAAGACGAAGUUAUGGAAAGGAAAUCGAUAUUUGGAGUGCAGGGAUCAUUCUAUACAUCUUGCUUUGUGGUGUGCCUCCUUUUUGGGCAGCUCUUGGUAAAGUGCAUUUAGUCUCUUCAAGAUUAGUCUACUACCAAAGAACAUACUUUUCAAUGUUCUUUUUCAUAGAUCAUCCUUGGAUCAGAGGCGGAGAAGCUCCGGACAAGCCUAUUGAUAGUGCUGUGUUAUCUCGGAUGAAGCAAUUCCGAGCAAUGAACAAACUUAAGAAGCUAGCUCUUAAGGUUAUUGCAGAGAGUCUCUCUGAAGAGGAAAUUAAAGGUCUCAAAACCAUGUUUGCGAAUAUGGACACGGAUCAAAGCGGGACAAUCACUUACGAAGAACUGAAAACCGGGCUGGCUAAACUCGGUUCUAAACUCUCUGAAGCUGAGGUUAAGCAACUCAUGGAAGCUGCUGAUGUAGAUGGUAAUGGAACAAUAGACUACAUCGAGUUUAUGUCAGCGACGAUGCAUAGAUACAUAGAUCGAGAUGAGCACUUAUUCAAAGCCUUCCAAUACUUUGACAAAGACAAUAGCGGGUUUAUCACAAUGGAUGAGUUGGAAUCAGCUAUGAAAGAGUAUGAUAUGGGAGACGAAGCUAGCAUCAAAGAGAUCAUAGCGGAAGUGGACACAGAUAAUGAUGGAAGAAUAAACUAUGAAGAAUUCUGCGCGAUGAUGAGAAGUGGUAACACAAAGCCACAAAUAGAGAAAGUUAAUCCCAGUUCUUUGAUUGAUUAAUCAAAAAAGGGGAACAUAUAUUUUUUAGAAUCAUGUAGAAGAGUUGCAGACUUAAACCUAGGAAAACUUGUACGAAAAGUAAGUGAUCUGUUAAUUUGAAUAAGAGUUGCAGAU